This is a messenger RNA of Onychomys torridus (southern grasshopper mouse), 498 nucleotides long. Its product is annotated as small integral membrane protein 10-like protein 2A. Bases 226 to 435 code for a protein of 69 amino acids. The record is from RefSeq and is a predicted model, not a curated record. Lineage: Eukaryota; Metazoa; Chordata; Mammalia; Rodentia; Cricetidae. The transcript has 2 exons.
GCCGCGCGGCCAGGCGGAGGAUCCAGGUGGUGGCUCGCGGAGGCGCUUCCCGACAGUGACGCGCAGACUCAGCUCCCCGCGGCCCGCCCUCCCGCCGGCCUCGCCGCGGUCUCCCUAGCUCCCUGAGAUCGCUGAGCUCUGAACAGCGGCCCAGGGAGGAGGCCUUGGACGUCGCGGCGCGGAGAGGGAGGGCGGGCGGGCAGUGGGAGUGCCGCGGGUCUCUAUAUGGCGACGGCUCUGUCGGGUCUGGCUGUCCGGCUGUCGCGCUCGGCCGCCGCCCGCUCCUAUGGGGUCUUCUGCAAGGGGUUGACCCGCACAUUGCUCAUCUUCUUUGACUUGGCUUGGCGGCUACGCAUCAACUUUCCCUACCUCUACAUCGUGGCUUCCAUGAUGCUCAAUGUGCGUCUGCAGAUGAAGUUUUCAUUGAACAUGUAGCCUUGGACUUGCAGUAUGUAGCUGUGGAUGACCUUCAACUCAUCUACCUCCUGAGUGCUGGAC